AUGGUAAUAAGACUCAAGGGUGCUAUGACCAAUGAAGUCUACCAAAUCAAAUGGCCAACCAACAAAGAACGCUCUCGAAAGGUUUUAGUUAGGAUAUAUGGUGAGGGUGUGGAUGUGUUUUUUGAUCGUGAAAUGGAGAUCCGAACAUUUGAGUUUAUGUCCAAGCAAGGGCAAGGGCCUCGUCUCCUUGGGAGAUUCUCUAAUGGCCGAAUUGAAGAAUUCAUUCGUGCACGGACACUCUCGGCCUGUGAUUUGCGGGAUCCUGAUAUAUCUAGGCUUAUAGCAUCUAAGCUAAAGGAGUUCCAUGAUCUGGAUAUGCCUGGUCCAAAGACGCCCAUGGUCUGGGAUAGAUUGCAUAAUUGGCUUAGUGCAGCCAAAAGUAUGUGCACUGUAGAGGAAGCACAGGCCCUCCGUUUGGAUGCCAUGGGAAAAGAGAUUGAAACUUUACACAAAUGUCUGGCAGCAGAUCAACGUGUAGCAUUUUGCCACAAUGAUUUGCAAUAUGGGAACAUAAUGAUCGAUGAAGAUACCAGAUCCAUAACCAUUAUCGACUACGAGUAUGCUUGUUACAACCCUUUCAUGUUUGAUAUUGCAAAUCAUUUUUGCGAGAUGGCUGCUGAUUAUCAUACAGAAACACCCCAUGUUUUGGAAUAUACUAAAUACCCUGGGCUUGAUGAGCGUAGGAGAUUUCUGCAUGUAUAUCUCACUUCUUCUUCAGGAAAUCAACCCAAUUACUUAGAAAUUGACAAGUUGCUUGAAGAAGUUGAAAAGUAUACUCUUGCAAGUCAUCUACUUUGGGGCUUAUGGGGAGUCAUAUCGGAACAUGUUAAUGAAAUCGAUUUCGACUACAUGGAAUAUGCAAAACAAAGGUUUCAAGAGUACUGGUUACAGAAACCUAAAAUAUUGGGUUCCAUAGAAUUAAAAGAUUCAAGCAUCUUAACAAAAUAG
This is a messenger RNA of Lactuca saligna, 948 nucleotides long. NCBI's taxonomy places the organism in Eukaryota, Viridiplantae, Streptophyta, Magnoliopsida, Asterales, Asteraceae. The record is from the annotation of a GenBank genome assembly.